CCCCUCUCUUUGUCCAUUCCGUUUCCUAUAUGGAUUGACGGGGUCCGCGUCAGAGCGCACAGAGUAGACCCGCCUCCUGGCUCUGGAGCCGAGCGCUCGGUGCGUUUCUCUCCCCCUGUCCGCUUCAAACCCAUAUUCCACUGGGAGAGAGAGAGAGGGAGAGAGAGGGAGCGAGUGAGAGAGAGAGAGAGAGAGAGAGCAGGACCUGGGAGAAGAGCAACGAAAGAAAAAGAGGAGAGAAAAACGGAACGACACAAAUGGCACUCAUGGCAGGGAUUUUGUUCACGGCUACCUUUCUUAUUUCUGGGAUUUCUACAUUUGUCUCGUCGGCACGGAUAUACCCCCCAAAUGAAGUCACGUUAUUGGACUCCAGAUCUGUACAGGGGGAGCUGGGAUGGGUCGCCAACCCGACAGAAGGAGGGUGGGAGGAAGUGAGUAUUAUGGAUGAAAAGAACAUCCCCAUUCGGACGUACCAGGUGUGUAAUGUCAUGGAGCCCAAUCAGAACAACUGGCUCCGCACCGACUGGAUCCCCCGUGGAGGUGCCCAGCGUGUCUACAUCGAGAUCAAGUUCACCCUCCGAGACUGCAACAGCCUCCCGGGCGUCAUGGGAACCUGCAAGGAAACCUUCAAUCUUUACUACUAUGAGUCCAACAAUGACAAAGAGCGCUACAUCCGUGAGAACCAGUUCGGCAAGAUAGACACCAUCGCUGCAGACGAGAGCUUCACUCAGGUGGACAUCGGAGAUCGUAUCAUGAAGCUGAACACUGAAGUCCGGGAUGUGGGAGCCUUGACCCGCAAGGGUUUCUAUUUGGCCUUCCAGGAUGUUGGAGCAUGCAUUGCACUUGUUUCCGUCAGGGUCUUCUACAAGAAAUGUCCCUUAGCGGUGCGUAACUUGGCCCAGUUUCCAGACACCAUCACUGGGGCCGAUACUUCCUCGCUUGUGGAAGUUCGUGGCUCAUGCGUGGAUAAUUCAGAGGAGAAGGAGGUUCCCAAGAUGUACUGCGGGGCUGACGGAGAGUGGCUGGUGCCCAUUGGGAACUGCCUGUGCAACCCUGGAUAUGAGGAGCGAAAUGCAGAAUGUCAAGCCUGUAAGAUUGGUUCCUACCGGGCUCUGGCCACCGAUGGCUCCUGUUCCAAGUGUCCACUCCACAGUUACUCCGUCAGGGAGGGCUCCACCUCCUGCGCCUGCGACAAGGGAUACUUCCGCUCUGAAACGGACCCGGCAUCCAUGCCCUGCACCCGCCCUCCAUCUGCGCCGGUCCACCUCAUCUCCAAUGUGAACGAGACGUCCGUAAACCUAGAGUGGAGCCCACCCCGGAGCUCUGGAGGGCGCCAAGACUUGACAUACAAUGUGGUGUGUAAACGCUGCGGGCCCGACGGACGGCGCUGUCAGCCCUGCGGAAACGGCAUCCACUUCAGCCCGCAGCAGCUGAGCCUGAAGGGAACCAGGGUGUCCAUCAACGAGCUGCAAGCCCACACCAACUACACCUUCGAGGUGUGGGCAGUGAACGGGGUGUCGCCUCAGAGCCCGGGGCCGGAGCAGGCCGUGUCCGUGACCGUCACCACCAACCAGGCCGCUCCCUCCCCAGUGACUUCCAUUCAGGCCAAGGAUAUCACAAGACACACCAUCUCCCUGGCCUGGCAGCCACCAGACAGAGCCAACGGGGUCAUCCUGGAGUAUGAGGUCAAGUACUAUGAGAAGGACCAGAAUGAAAGAAGCUAUCGAAUCAUAAAAACCUCUUCUAGGAAUACCGACAUCAAGGGCCUCACCCCGCUCACCUCCUACGUGUUCCAUGUGCGAGCUCGUACGGCGGCCGGCUACGGGGAUUUCAGCGGCCCGUUUGAGUUCAUGACCAACUCUGUCCCUGCACCCAUUAUCGGCGAUGGGGCCAACUCCACGGUGUUGCUGGUGUCAGUGGUGGGCAGCGUGGUCCUUCUCAUCAUCCUCAUCAGCGCUUUCGUCAUCAGCCGAAGGAGUAAAUACAGCAAGGCCAAGCAGGACUCGGAUGAGGAGAAGCACUUACAUCAAGGAGUGAGGAUCUACGUCGACCCCUUUACCUACGAGGAUCCCAACCAAGCCGUCCGUGAGUUCGCCAAAGAGAUCGACGCCUCCUGUAUCAAGAUUGAGAAAGUUAUUGGCAUUGGGGAGUUCGGCGAGGUCUGCAGCGGCCGCCUGAAGAUGCCGGGCAAGAGGGAGAUCUGCGUGGCCAUCAAGACGCUGAAGGCCGGCUACACCGACAAGCAGAGGAGGGAUUUCCUGUCCGAGGCCAGCAUCAUGGGCCAGUUCGACCACCCCAACAUCAUUCACCUGGAGGGAGUGGUCACCAAAUGUAAGCCAGUGAUGAUUAUCACAGAGUACAUGGAAAACGGAUCGCUGGAUGCAUUUCUGAGGAAGAAUGAUGGUCGUUUUACAGUCAUCCAGCUGGUCGGCAUCUUGCGCGGCAUCGCAUCAGGCAUGAAGUAUCUGUCAGACAUGAGCUACGUUCACCGUGACCUGGCGGCUCGCAACAUCCUGGUCAACAGCAACCUGGUGUGCAAGGUGUCCGACUUCGGCAUGUCCCGAGUGUUGGAGGACGACCCUGAGGCUGCGUACACCACCAGGGGAGGGAAGAUCCCCAUCCGCUGGACGGCCCCAGAGGCCAUCGCUUAUAGGAAGUUCACCUCGGCCAGCGACGUGUGGAGCUACGGCAUCGUCAUGUGGGAGGUGAUGUCAUACGGCGAGCGACCAUACUGGGACAUGAGCAAUCAAGACGUGAUCAAGGCUAUUGAUGAGGGCUAUCGGCUGCCGCCGCCCAUGGACUGCCCCGUGGCGCUUCAUCAGCUCAUGCUGGACUGCUGGCAGAGAGAGAGGGCCGACCGGCCAAAGUUUGGACAGAUUGUCAACAUGCUGGACAAGCUGAUCCGCAACCCCAACACCCUGAAGAGGACCGGGGGAGAAACCACUGUCAGACCCAACACCACCCUGCUGGAGCCUGGGAGCCCCGAGGCGUCCUCGGCUGUAGGCACGGUGGAGGACUGGCUGCAGGCCAUCGGCAUGGAGAGAUACAGCGACAACUUCACUGCUGCCGGCUACACCACUCCAGAGGCUGUGGUCCACAUGACGCAAGAGGACAUGGCAAGCAUAGGCAUCUCCUCGGCAGCACACCAGAACAAGAUCCUGACCAGCGUCCAGGGAAUGCUGUCCCAAAUGCAACAGAUGCAAGGCAGAAUGGUUCCCGUUUGAGAGAUUAAAACAAAGAAAAAGGAAAAGGAAACAAAGCGACUUUUGUUUCUCAUGAAAAAAUAAAUAAAUAACAAAAAAGAUAAAUAUUAAAAAAAGAGACAAACAAACUAUGAAGAAAUAGUUUACCUCAUCCAUGCACUUUAAAUUGGAUCUAAAAAGAAAAGAAGACGUUGAUGAAGAAGAAAAAAAGUGGCGAAAAUGGCACUUUUUUCAAAAAUCAGACCUUUACCUUGCCCUUUUUGUUGUUUUGGAGAAUGGGACGCUUCUGUCUGCAGCAUUUAUGGAUAGAUGGAGGGACGGCUGGAAAAGUGCUUCCGAGAGGCCAAUCUGGAGUGCCUUUAAUGGUCUGGAAGGAAAAGUGAGCGAGAGGGGAAUCGUACCUUUCUUCCUCCUUUUGGGCAGAGUGUUGUUUCUGGAACUUUCUUUCUGGAAUAAUCUGAGGAGCAGAUUUUUUUGAUUUCCUGUGACUGUGUUUAUUGUACAUGAAUUAUUUCUGUGGGACUCACAGGCUGCCCCGGCCACCAUUGUUCUCUCUCUCAGCUGGAUCUGUUUGAUAUCUCCCAGGCAAAAUGGAGGAUCCUAACCGUCAGAUAUAAACAGUGAAUCUCUGAGAGGUUGAGGGUUGGGGAGAUGGCGGUGCAGGGAGGGCUUAUUUUAAGGAGCUUUUUGUGUUGUGUGCUCUGUUCUGGCCUUGUUUUUCUCCCAGAACACUGUAUUUUCUUGUCCUCAGGACAUUGCUGAGAAUGUCUUUGAUCUUCCAGAGGAGCUUUCCCACUCCCCUGUCUUCCCCCCCCCAAAAAAAUGCCCUCCUACACCUUUGAUAAACACACAAUUUGGAUUCUUCCAUUCAUCUCCCCAUCUGAAUCAAAGCUCCCACCCCUCACACUACUGCAGGACCAACCAGCUCUUCCUCACCUCUUUUGAUGGACACCUGUUUGGACCAGUUCAUUUGGCUUCACAGACGGGACGAAGAUGAAGGAAUUUAUUGGCGAGAUUUACCCGGACAAAAAGGCAAUAUGGAUGCAGAGGGAAUCACAAUCAUCAGCAUCAUCUUCGCCAGGAAAAUAAACCAGAAAAUACAUGGAGGAUUACUCAACCCGUCAUCAAGCUGCCGCCGUCCAUCAUAAACAGGAUCCCGGCCACGCUCGCCAUGACCAGAAUUCUUCCCGCUCUUCCUCUUUGUCUUCCUCCUCCUGCUCACCCCUCCUCUCCUUUUGGGGUCACCGAGAUGACAAAUCCGUCCCGCCAAGCGUCCGGGACGUCCAUCGUCACGACACGUCGACUUGACAGACUAGCCACCCGUUGCUUGUGGCCGUCCAGCGAUGUGCUGGAAUUACUAUGAAUGAUUCAACAGCAUAAAAAAGAGACAAUAAGAAGAAUGUAAUAUAAUCGAGAAGCCCUGCUCCAGCGGAUAAUGUACUUUUUUUUUUUUUGGAAAGUUUCAUUUUAUUUUGUGAGUUUUUUUUUUUAUUGUUCUGUUUGCAUGUAAAAUAACAAGGAUUUGAUUUGAGCGUGCGAAUGCAAUGAUGUGUGUGUGUGUGUGUGUGUGUGUGUGUGUGUGUGUGUGUGUGUGUGUGUGUGUGUGUGUGCAAGUGUGUAGCUCUAUGAGUGACAAUGUCUUUGAAGUACUAUCAGUCAUUGUGUCUGUUUUCAUGCCACUGUGGAGGAGGAGGAGAUAACAGAGUUGUAUAGUUUUUGAUAUAAAAAAAGAAAAACCCUGGACUUUAUUUUCCUUUUUUUUUUUCAGUUUUGGGCUUUUUGUGUCGUCUAAAAAAAACAGUGUAAGGUGUGUUGGUCACGUUGUGCAAACUCUACUCAGCAACAGCAUUUAUUAAACAGCUUUCUGGAAUGCAACCCAUCUCUGCUUUGGCAGUAACAGCGGCUUGCGAAUGGACACACAGAGACGCAGCUAAGUGUGACUAAAAGCCUCCUGUGCAUACGAACACAUCAAGCAGACUGGAGUUUGGACUCUCCGAGCUCAUGACAAGUCAAGGAGGAAAUAUCGGAACCAUCUUUCUCUAUUCGGAGGUGGACGCAGUUUGAAAUGACAUCCUUGUACACAGAAAAGUGAGGAAAAAAGGUGUUUAAGAAGGGAAAACUGGGUUAUUUUAUUAUUUUUUUUCCAGAGCACAUCAUACAGCUACAGGUUUUACCCAAUGGACUAUAUUCCUUUUGUUCCUUUAUCUUUUAAAACUAUACUUAUGUGAAUGUUUUUGAACUCGUAAGCGACGCUUCAUAUAAUACAAAACCACCUCCGUCCUUAAUACAGCUCUACUGCUCUUUCCUUUUUUGGCAAUGGUUUUUUGGGGUUUAUCUAUCGAAAAGGACCUGUUUGGAAAUAUGCAAGACAUGAUGGGAAGGAGAAGGAAACCAGAAUGUACUGUAAAAUACUUUUUUCCUUUACUUAAAUGUCGGAUGAUUUGAAAAGACAAAAAUGAAAAAAUAUUAACAAAACGCAAGAGUUAAUGUUUGUCAUUGUAUGCCUUCCGAUGCCAUAUGAUCUAGCCAUGUAGAUCUAACAUUCUCUCAAUCUUUUUUUGUAUUUUUUUUUUUUUGUUGGACAUGAUCAUGAUUCUUUUUUUAUUUUGCAUUGGUUUUUUUUGGUCGAGGAGCUCUAGGUACAUGUAACUUAUGUCAUUUAUUUAUGUCCUUUUAUAUCUAGUUUGUAAAAUAAUAGCCUAAAGUGAAGAAAAUAAAGGGGUGCCAAAGUGCAUUCUUAUUAAAGUAGGAACUAUA
Messenger RNA from Amphiprion ocellaris (clown anemonefish), 5960 nucleotides. RefSeq names its product eph receptor A4, like (gene epha4l). Lineage: Eukaryota; Metazoa; Chordata; Actinopteri; Pomacentridae. The record is from RefSeq and is a predicted model, not a curated record. Gene Ontology annotation, molecular function: transmembrane-ephrin receptor activity; ATP binding; protein binding. Bases 258 to 3224 code for a protein of 988 amino acids. Gene Ontology annotation, cellular component: neuron projection; plasma membrane. Gene Ontology annotation, biological process: cell surface receptor protein tyrosine kinase signaling pathway; axon guidance; protein phosphorylation. The transcript is spliced from 18 exons.